AUGAGAGAACCAAACCAAGAUGCAGUAGUUUCCGGCCGCAAAAUUGGACCAAUCAUCGAUGUUUGCAAGGAGGAAGGAAUUAAAAUUCCAGUCCCAACCAGAACUAGGGACUUCCCAGAGAUUAGUAAGAAGAUCAAUGAUAAGCUUACAUAUAGCCUGUUGGAACUUCAUUUGCUGCCUAUUCGUAUUUCAACUGUUGACGAGGCCUUCGCCACUUUCAUGCAAAUUAUGACGCUGACCAAAGAAACGCUCAGAAAAAUUCUUGUGAGAGGAGAAUUUGAUGAGUUCCUAGAUGAUGAGAUGCAUGGCACUGGAAAGCUGGCUGAGAUGCUCAAGCAGUUCUCGGAUGAGCUUGACCAAUUUCAUCACGAGUAUGGUCUUCGUGACCUCAAAAAUAACUUCUUAGAGACCAAGAUCAACUAUAUCCUUAAUACUCGGGAUGCUGUCAAACAAGAUCAUGUAGAUGAUGCAGGGAAGAACAAAGAGGAGCAAUGCAGCCUUAUGAACACGAGGGAAUUCAUAUAUGGAGUUCUUGAUGAUAUGAAAAAACCCUCCACAAUAGUUGUGGAGGGCAUUGGGGAGAUUGAAGUACUUGAGGGUCUGAGGAAGUACUCACGAGAUGUAUUAUCCCGAGCCUUUUGUGUCAAAAUGAAUGAGAUUGCACAUUGGAAAAUGUUCGCAAGAAUAUUUGUUGAACGUUUGGCUUCACAUUUGAAGUUAAGUGUUGCAAACCUUGUGGACACAUACAUGGAUGUGGAGAUGUCUGAUAUGCAGAUGUUGAAGGGGCCAGAAUAUGGUUUCGGAUUAAAGGAGAUGCUGGAGAAAUAUCCUUUGGCGCGCAAGGAUCUUCAAAAAAGAAUCGAAAUGCUCAAGAAAGCCAAGGACAUUUGUGAUGGCAUCCAUCAUGGGUGCUUUUAA
Molecule: messenger RNA, 918 nt
Organism: Rosa chinensis
Lineage: Eukaryota; Viridiplantae; Streptophyta; Magnoliopsida; Rosales; Rosaceae
Exons: 2
Coding region: 1-918 (305 amino acids)
Source: RefSeq, a predicted model, not a curated record